Acanthoscelides obtectus is the source of this 642-nucleotide messenger RNA. The record is from the annotation of a GenBank genome assembly. Lineage: Eukaryota; Metazoa; Arthropoda; Insecta; Coleoptera; Chrysomelidae.
AUGAAUCCUAAACAAGUUGUUGAUAAAAAGCUCAAAAAAGGAGAAACUGGGGCAGCUGAAAGCAACUCAGGUAUAAUUAUCCAGAAGUGGAAGGACAAAAGAGAUGUGCUUACCUUAUCCACAAAACACACCGAUGAGUUACUAAUCAUCAGAUCUGGCAAUAAUAUAGAAUUGCAAAAACCUGCUGCUGUGGUUGACUACAACAAACAUAAAGCCUAUAUUGACUUGUCGGAUCAAAUGAAGUCUUAUGCCACCUCAUUACGCAGAGGGGUGAAGUGGUACCGCAAGCUGGCCAUUGAGCUUCUUAUUGGUAGUGCAUUAGUAAAUGCACAUGUUUUGCACCAAGAAGUAGCCAACGAAAAAAUGUCCAUCACAAAAUUCAAGCAGGAAAUCGUAAACAGACUCUUAGGCUUUGACGUUGAUCAGCAUACGCAUAGUAUUUUUGAAGAUCAUCAACAUUCUUUGGAAGAUGUUGGUACCAACAACCGACGUCGAUGCGCUUUUUGUUAUGAAAAACUUCAAAGAGAAUCUGGGCGAGCACAUGCUCAAAGAAAAACUCCGCGAACAAAACUAAAGUGCACGUCAUGUGAAAAAUAUUUUUGCAUUGAGUGUUUUUUCCAGGUACAUAAGCGCACAAAAUAA